This is a messenger RNA of Pipistrellus nathusii (Nathusius's pipistrelle), 483 nucleotides long. The record is from the annotation of a GenBank genome assembly. NCBI's taxonomy places the organism in Eukaryota, Metazoa, Chordata, Mammalia, Chiroptera, Vespertilionidae.
AUGUCCAAGCCUUCCAGGAGCCCCCAGGCCUUGAACCUGCUCAGUCGCCAGCGUUGGCUGUCCCACUGUAAAACCACAGGUGCUCUGAAGCGCACCUCUAAAACUUUGUGGGUUAUUUUUAAAGAAACAAGAGAAACACUUUGUAACUUUGGCUAUUCUCAUGGUGAAGACACCGGACAGGCAAUGUCCUGGGGCAGAUCUUUGGCAAAUUCCUCUCCCAACUUCUCCCGAGUUUGCCCUCGCCAGAGUCAGAGCCAGCUGUCUGGGGAGGGGGGCGUUUCUGACCAUUUCUCUCUACUGCACAACUUCUCCUUUGGGGAUCAUGACAAUAAACUGGGUUUCGGAAAUUAUGCCCACUUUUGUGUUAAUAAAAGCAACAGGACUAAAAACAAAACAAAGGCAGUUGGCUUGUCAGGCACGAAUGCUGCCAGGACAGAAUGUGGGCUCGGAUUGGCCUCCAGUUCAGUGCGUGGUGCUUGGUGA